AUGACCUCCAAAGACUGUGGCUCCCACACCCACUCUCGCCGGAAACUAAUCCGGCGAAUAAUAUGGUCAGUAAUCUUCAUCCUCUUCAUCAUCUUUCUCACAAUCCUUCUCGUCUGGGCCAUCCUCCAACCUUCAAAGCCACGUUUCAUCCUCCAAGACGCCACCGUCUACGCCUUCAACGUCUCCGGCAAUCCACCGAACCUCCUCACCUCCAACUUCCAAAUCACACUCUCUUCUCGAAACCCUAACGACAAGAUAGGCAUUUACUACGACCGCCUUGACGUCUACGCUACUUACCAUAGCCAACAGAUCACUUUCCGAACAUCAAUCCCUCCGACAUAUCAGGGACACAAAGAAGUCAACAUAUGGUCGCCGUUUGUCUACGGAACCUCCGUUCCCGUCGCUCCGUUCAACGCCGUUAGUCUUGACGGCGAUCGAGAUAACGGCGCAGUUACGUUGCUCAUCCGUGCUGACGGUAGAGUGAGGUGGAAAGUUGGGACGUUUAUUACAGGGAAGUAUCAUCUUUACGUGAGGUGUCUUGCGUAUAUUAACUUCGGUAAUAAAGCCGCCGGAGUUAUUGUCGGAGAUAACGCCGUUAAGUAUACGCUUACGAGUAGUUGUAGUGUUAGUGUCUGAUUAACGACUCCAUUAUAUGUUAUAGUUUUCUUAAUUAUCAUAAGUGAUGUGAAUUGUACAUUUUGCUUAUACGAUGGCAAAUAUUACAGAUCCGCGAUGUUGUUGUGAUGAGUUGUAAGAAUUUAAAUAUGAACACUUUUAAUAAUUAAAUCCUAAAUUUAUUUUUAAGUUAUUUUUUGAAAUAUAUAUAU
This is a messenger RNA of Eruca vesicaria subsp. sativa (arugula), 827 nucleotides long. The record is from the annotation of a GenBank genome assembly. Lineage: Eukaryota; Viridiplantae; Streptophyta; Magnoliopsida; Brassicales; Brassicaceae.